GUGCCUGUCAUUUGGCACCCUGGUUCUAUAAAAGCAGUAGGGCUUCUGUGAAAAUUCACAGUUUCCAUUAAGCUGUAUUCAGUCAACAAUUUCCACUUUCAACAUGAAGGCUUUUAUUGUUGUCGCUGCUUUAAUCGCAGUUGCUGCUUCCCAAGCUGCACAACCUGCUGUACCCAUCCCCUACUCCUUUAACUACAACUCCGAAACCGAAGAUGGAGGUCGAAGUUCUCACCAAGAAUCCAGCGAUGGAUCUGGCCGAGUCUCCGGAUCUUACACCGUCAACAACAUCGAAGGCCACACUAGGGUUGUCGAAUACAUCGCUGAUGAGAAUGGGUUCAGAGCUGUCGUCAAAUCCAACGAGCCUGGAACCACCAACUUGAACCCAGCUGAUGUCACCGUUGAAUCAUCUGCCGCCUCUUCAGGCCCAGUCUUCAACAGUGCCCCUGUACCAGCACCCAAGCCUGUUGCAGCUGCAGUAGAGAGGAAGCCAGGUGUCCGAUACGUCUUGGUACCAGUCACUGACCCUAGAGCUACCGGAUAUUAUUAAAGGUUUUAAGGACUAUUAUAUUAAAUUAGCGGAAAAUAGAUUUUAUGAUAAUGGAACCGAAAAUGUGACAAUCUUCUAGUGAUUUCUGUUUUGUUUUUUAUAGUGUAUCAAAUUUAUUAAAAAAAUGUUUUGUUUUA
This is a messenger RNA of Argiope bruennichi, 684 nucleotides long. RefSeq names its product cuticle protein 10.9-like. Lineage: Eukaryota; Metazoa; Arthropoda; Arachnida; Araneae; Araneidae. The coding region runs from base 104 to 547 and encodes 147 amino acids. The record is from RefSeq and is a predicted model, not a curated record. Gene Ontology annotation, cellular component: extracellular matrix. The transcript has 3 exons.